GAAUACAGACUGUGACAAGAACCUGAGAGUCUGUGAACUAGUUAUAGGAAGCUGAGGAAGGUCUAGUCUAGGGGUAACCCAGGGGUGGGUUAGAAGACAAAGGUAGAAAAGAGCCUAGGGCAACAGCAGCUGGGUCUGAGAUUGGGUAGAUUGUGGUUGCUAGACAUAGUGUCCCUGGGCCAGAACCCAGAGCAGUGGGCAGGCCUGGGUUCCCCUACCAAGCAGCCACAGGAAAACAGGCACACUCAGGGCAGUGGAUCAGAAGACUGCCUGAGAGAGUUUGUCCAGAGGGAUUUUGAUACCUGGAAGGGGAAAACUAUAGGGACCUGGCAGGAAGAAUAAGCCAUGAAGAGGGAGUAACCUGAGCUGAGAGAGCGAGUCCACAGGAUGAGCAACUGAAGGAGCAGGGGUACCAGACUAGUCAAGAGCCAAUCCACAGCCUGCUGUGGAAGAUGCCAGCUUGGAUGAAGAAUUUAGAAGUGAGGAAGAAGGUAUAGUGAAGGAAAUCGACAUCAGUCAUCAUGUGAAGGAAGGCUUUGAAAAGGCGGAUCCUUCACAGUUUGAGUUGCUGAAAGUAUUAGGGCAAGGUUCCUACGGAAAGGUAUUUCUGGUGAGGAAGAUCAAAGGAUCUGAUGCUGGCCAGCUUUAUGCCAUGAAGGUACUUAAGAAAGCAACUCUGAAAGUUCGGGAUCGGGUGCGAUCGAAAAUGGAGAGAGAUAUUUUGGCAGAAGUGAAUCAUCCUUUCAUAGUCAAGCUUCAUUAUGCAUUUCAAACAGAGGGAAAGUUGUAUCUAAUACUAGAUUUCCUGCGGGGAGGGGACCUUUUCACAAGACUCUCCAAAGAGGUAAUGUUUACAGAAGAGGAUGUCAAGUUCUACUUAGCUGAGCUGGCCUUGGCUUUAGACCACCUCCAUAGUCUUGGAAUUAUUUACAGGGAUCUAAAACCAGAAAACAUCCUCCUAGAUGAAGAGGGUCACAUUAAGAUUACAGAUUUUGGCCUGAGCAAGGAGGCCAUUGACCAUGACAAGAGAGCGUAUUCAUUCUGUGGGACAAUAGAGUACAUGGCCCCAGAGGUGGUCAACCGGCGAGGACACACGCAGAGUGCAGACUGGUGGUCCUUUGGUGUGCUAAUGUUUGAGAUGCUGACAGGGUCAUUACCAUUCCAGGGAAAAGACAGAAAGGAGACAAUGGCUCUCAUUCUCAAAGCCAAGCUAGGAAUGCCUCAGUUUUUGAGCAUAGAAGCCCAAAGUUUGCUGAGAGCCCUCUUCAAAAGGAACCCAUCCAACAGAUUAGGUGCUGGCCUCGAUGGAGUUGAAGAAAUUAAACGGCACCUGUUCUUUGUUACUAUAGACUGGAACAAACUAUAUAGGAAAGAAAUCAAGCCACCUUUUAAACCAGCAGUGGGACGGCCAGAAGACACGUUUCAUUUUGACCCGGAGUUCACAUCACGGACCCCUACAGAUUCCCCUGGUGUUCCUCCCAGUGCCAAUGCUCAUCAUCUUUUUAGAGGAUUCAGCUUCAUUGCAUCCAGCUUGGUGCAGGAGCCUUCUCAGCCAGAUUUGCACAAAAUCACAGUUCAUCCAAUUGUGCAGCAGUUACAUGGGAACAAUAUUCAUUUUACAGAUGGAUAUGAGAUCAAGGAGGACAUAGGUGUUGGCUCCUAUUCAGUAUGCAAGAGGUGUGUGCAUAAAGUAACAGAAGCAGAGUUUGCAGUGAAGAUAAUUGAUAAGAGCAAACGAGACCCCUCUGAAGAAAUUGAGAUUCUCUUGAGAUAUGGGCAGCAUCCAAACAUCAUUACUCUGAAAGAUGUGUAUGAUGAUGGGAAGUAUGUGUACCUGGUGAUGGAGCUAAUGCGAGGAGGAGAGCUCUUAGACCGAAUCCUUCGACAGAAGUGUUUCUCAGAACGAGAGGCUAGUGCUGUCCUUUGCACCAUUACCAAGACGGUGGACUAUCUGCAUUCCCAAGGAGUUGUGCAUCGAGAUCUGAAGCCCAGUAACAUUCUCUACAUGGAUGAGUCAGGAAACCCAGAUUCCAUCAGGAUCUGUGACUUCGGAUUUGCCAAACAGCUGAGAGCAGAGAAUGGACUGCUCAUGACACCUUGCUACACAGCCAACUUCGUAGCCCCUGAGGUCCUGAAACGACAAGGUUAUGAUGCAGCCUGUGACAUCUGGAGCUUAGGGAUCCUGUUGUACACCAUGUUGGCAGGAUUCACCCCUUUUGCAAAUGGACCAGAUGACACCCCAGAAGAGAUACUGGCCAGGAUUGGCAGUGGAAAGUAUGCACUUGCAGGAGGAAACUGGGAUUCAGUGUCCGAUGCUGCCAAGGAUAUUGUGUCCAAGAUGCUUCAUGUAGAUCCUCAUCAGCGCCUAACAGCAGUCCAAGUGCUAAGACACCCAUGGAUAGUGAACAGGGAAUAUCUAUCUCAAAAUCAACUCAGCAGACAGGAUGUUCACCUGGUGAAGGGUGCAAUGGCAGCCACGUACUUUGCUUUAAACAGAACACCUCAGGCACCAAGGCUGGAGCCUGUAUUGUCCUCCAAUCUGGCUCAGAGGAGGGGCAUGAAAAGACUUACCUCAACAAGGUUAUAGCAGAUCCCAAAAAUGCCUCACUGAAACCCACAGUUUGUUAUUCAAGAGGUUCAUCUUUAUUACUCAGUUAACAGAACUUUGGACAACUUGCACAUGAAGUCACCAGAAUCAGCAGAAGUCCAGCAUAAGGCAAAGUUACCCUUUGCUGUUUUAUUUUUUACAUUUGGGCUAGGAUCCUGAAUCAGCAGCUUCUCCAAGAUGUGCCAAUUGCCCUAUUUCCUUAUUGACUUAAAGCCAAAUAAAAUAGAUUCCCUCCCAACCCCAAGUACUAUUUUUGAAUCCUUAAGAUGUUCUGAGAUCACUUUUUUAAAGCACUUUUCACAGUGAAAGCAAGCAGUUUGAUUUAAAAGUUUUCAGCUGUGCCAGCAUCUGCAUCAUGGUGAAUUGGCUCAACCAGUCAGCAGUAUACAUCUACUGAUCAUCAGCUGCACUGAAGCCCAUCUCAAAGGAAUUGAAGGUUGAGGAGACAUGGUGCCAAAUAUCAGACUUAGAAAAAACUCUGUACAAAGUGAAGGAGAAAGAGCUGUCACUGAUGAACACAUCUCCUGAUUCUGAGAAAUCUUGUGAACUCUCCCACUCUCAUCUGAUGUUGAAUAAAGUAUGGAACAGUGACGGACCCUUUAAGAGCAGAUGUCACGAGCCCUAAUAUAUCGAGGUUUGGCAGAGAACACUGGGAACUGCAGUCUCCAAAAGGGAUUGUUAGGUCUCAUGUGAAUGAGGAGGUCAGAUGUCUGACCAAGACUAUUUGAGUAGGAGCCUGUGGCUCAGAGAGGAGGUAUCAGGGCCGGCUCCAGGCACCAGCUUAGCAAGCAGGUGCUUGGGGCGGCCACUCCGGAGCAGGGCGGCACAUUCAGGUAUUCGGCGGCAAUUCGGCAGAGGA
This is a messenger RNA of Mauremys mutica (yellowpond turtle), 3467 nucleotides long. RefSeq names its product ribosomal protein S6 kinase A2 (gene RPS6KA2). The record is from RefSeq and is a predicted model, not a curated record. The transcript has 22 exons. Gene Ontology annotation, molecular function: magnesium ion binding; ribosomal protein S6 kinase activity; ATP binding. Bases 653 to 2587 code for a protein of 644 amino acids. NCBI's taxonomy places the organism in Eukaryota, Metazoa, Chordata, Testudines, Geoemydidae. Gene Ontology annotation, biological process: intracellular signal transduction; protein phosphorylation.